CCUUUUCACGCAAGCUUUUACAGACACUCUAACCCUCUUUCACUCUGCUAGAAAACCUCACUUAUUCCUAUCCCUGCAUUCGAAUCCCCAAUCCCUUUUUCUCUAGGAUUUUCGUUGAAGAAUAUGGCGAGCACAGAACCGGUGCACGAGCACAGAGAAGACGAAGAAGCCGUCGCCAACGAGGACGAGGACACCGGUGCUCAGGUCGCCCCGAUCGUCAAGCUCGAGGCGGUCCCCGUCUCCACUGGAGAGGAGGACGAAGAUACCAUUCUCGAUCUGAAAUCGAAGCUCUACCGAUUCGAUAAAGAUGGGAACCAGUGGAAGGAGAGAGGUGCCGGUACUGUGAAGCUCCUCAAGCACAAGGAGACCAGCAAGGUCCGCCUGGUUAUGAGACAGUCCAAGACCCUCAAGAUCUGCGCCAACCAUCUCGUUCUUCCGACGAUGACGGUACAGGAACACGCCGGGAACGAGAAGUCGUGUGUGUGGCAUGCGACUGAUUACGCGGAUGGUGAACUGAAGGACGAGCUUUUCUGCAUUAGAUUUGCUUCCAUUGACAAUUGCAAAGCCUUCAUGGAGAAGUUUCAAGAAGUCGCUGAAUCCCAAGGCAAGAAAGAGGAAAACAAAGAUGCUGCUGCAGCUGCUGGGCUUCUUGAGAAGUUAAGCGUUGAAGAAAAGAAAACUGAGGACAAAGCUGGGGAGGAGGUACCCGUUGCAUCCGAAAAGGAAACUGAGGACAAAGCUGGGGAGGAGGUACCCGUUACAUCCGAAAAGGAAACUAAGAGUGAUUCAGAAAAGACACAGAAGAAAGAUGAGGAGCCUGCUUCCUCAAGUUGAAGAGGUGAUGAUUUUAAUGCCAUAAAUACCUGGCAAUAUGAUGAGGUUGGUUGGCCGACCUUUUUCCCACCCAUGUCUUGGUAUACGCAUGCAGCGAAAAUUCAUAGGAUUGUGAUUUGUGGGUUGGAUGGUUUGGGUCGUCUUGUGCGUCCUUCAGAUGGAGUCUUUUUCAACAUUUGGUCAAACUUCGUUUCUUGUUUUUGGGUAUUUGAGGGUUGUGUUUUUGCGAUCUUGGAAUUGUCGGAGUUCAGCUUAUUAUCAACACUAUUUAUUUACUUGAUGUAUGCUGCGAGUCAUUAAGCUCGGGAGGUGCUGCAGGAAAGAGCUAUUAUACACCGAGUUUUGUGCA
Molecule: messenger RNA, 1183 nt
Organism: Juglans microcarpa x Juglans regia
Lineage: Eukaryota; Viridiplantae; Streptophyta; Magnoliopsida; Fagales; Juglandaceae
Product: ran-binding protein 1 homolog a-like
Exons: 4
Coding region: 124-834 (236 amino acids)
Biological process (GO): nucleocytoplasmic transport
Cellular component (GO): cytoplasm; nuclear pore
Molecular function (GO): GTPase activator activity
Source: RefSeq, a predicted model, not a curated record